UUUGUUUCAUGAGCGUUACUGUGUACAUCAGCUCGGACUGAGGAAUAACUUCAGUGAGCACAUAAGAUGCACUGAGGAUCCUUUACAACUGUUCACUUUUGAGGAGGGCAGUGAAGGGAAAAGUGAUGGCAGGAGAGAAGAGUACUCCAGAGGACAAACACUCUUCCAGAGUAAUUUGGGUGGUGUUUGUGGCUCUUCUGCUGGACCUGCUUGGCUUCACCCUAAUCCUUCCACUUCUUCCAUCCAUUUUAGACCACUACAGUCAAACAGAGGAUAAUGUAUACCAGUCCCUGCAAAGCUUUGUAGACUGGUUUAGAGGGACUGUAGGGGUACCUAUGGAAAGAAAAUACAACAGUGUUCUUUUUGGAGGUCUGAUUGGCUCACUCUAUUCUUUGCUACAGUUUCUUUUCUCUCCAGUAAUAGGAGCUGCAUCUGAUCAGCAUGGAAGAAGACCAAUGCUGUUUUUAACUACUGUGGGACUGAUAUUCUCCUACAUUCUGUGGGUGGUCUCACACAACUUCAGUAUUUUUCUCCUGUCUCGUGUUGUGGGAGGAAUAUGUAAGGGAAAUGUCAGCCUAUGCACCGCUGUUGUUGCUGACCUGCCAUGUCCUAAAGCAAGAAACCGAGGAAUGGCAAUGAUAGGUGUUGCUUUUUCCUUGGGUUUCACCCUGGGUCCAAUAAUGGGAGCUUACUUUGCACUAAAACCAGUGGAUGCUGAGUUAUUCUACCAAGGUCCUGCUUUACUAGCAGUUUUUUUCUCUAUAGCAGACCUGCUCUUCAUCAUUUCUAUGCUUCCAGAGACUUUGAACAUGGACAGCAAGGGUUCUUCAGACCACACAGGGGUCAGGGUUCAGGAGCUUGGAGAUCUGCUUAACCCAGUGGCACUUUUCAACUUUUCUGCUGUUACAAGAACAAAGCAGCCACCAUCCAACCAACGCAUGCACAACCUAAAAGUACUGGGCUUGGUGUACUUCUCAUACCUCUUCCUUUUCUCUGGGCUGGAGUUUACACUAAGCUUCUUGACUCAUCAGCGCUUCCAGUUCUCCAGUAUGCAACAGGGAAAGAUGUUCUUCUUUAUUGGCAUCACCAUGGCAACAUUCCAGGGUGGAUAUGCCCGUAAGAUCCAACCAGGUCACCAAAUCCGGACAGUUCGCAUGGCAGUAUUCUUACUGAUUCCUGCCUUCUUGCUUAUUGGAAUGGCAUGGAACCUAAUAGUGCUGUAUGUUGGCUUGUUUCUGUAUUCCUUUGCGGCUGCCAUUGUUGUGCCAUGUCUUUCAGCACAAGUAUCUGGACAUGGGACUGCCAGUCAAAAAGGGACCGUGAUGGGCAUCCUUCGUAGUCUUGGAGCAUUGGCUCGAGCACUGGGUCCUAUUGUGGCAUCUUCAGUGUACUGGUUGGCUGGAGCAGAGACGUGCUUUGUAGCGAGUGCGGUCUUCUUUGCUGUUCCUUUGUUCUUACUGAACAGACUGGAAAGACAAAAAGAGGACUAGAACAGUCAUGCUGCCUUCACUAAAGUUUUUUUUAACUAUAAAAAUACUUUAUCAUUGAAGAACAUUUUGUAAAAACAUAUUUUUAUGCAUUUUUUUAUGAUUUUAUGCAACCUCAUAUGGUUUAACAGUGGUAUUAUUUUUAAAGACUACAUUGAAGUAAGAAUGAUGGUUUGGCAAUACAUGUGGGUUUAUUAGCUAUUGCUUCUAUAAGAUAAAAUAUUUUACACUUUGCAAAUCAUUUCGAAGCGACCUAAACACCUAUUUAAAGUGGUUCAACCUCAUUGUUGCAUAAUAUUUUUUGUAUACACAUAAUAUUGGGUGCAUUUGAUGCUUUAUAAAUGAGACUGUAAUGAACUGGUACUCUGUUGAUGGUACGAUCUCACUUUCCAUUGAGUGUUCCCAGAAUAAGAUCAAGAAUAAUAAUGCAGAUAGGAUGAAGUGGGGACUAAAAAUAAAUAAAUAUACUUGUAUACUUAUAUAUAUAUUAUAUUUUAAUAAAUACUUAAGUAUGUAGUGUGA
Trichomycterus rosablanca is the source of this 2009-nucleotide messenger RNA. RefSeq names its product major facilitator superfamily domain containing 10 (gene slc75a1). The transcript is spliced from 13 exons. Gene Ontology annotation, cellular component: brush border membrane. Gene Ontology annotation, molecular function: transmembrane transporter activity. The record is from RefSeq and is a predicted model, not a curated record. NCBI's taxonomy places the organism in Eukaryota, Metazoa, Chordata, Actinopteri, Siluriformes, Trichomycteridae. Gene Ontology annotation, biological process: transmembrane transport. The coding region runs from base 126 to 1490 and encodes 454 amino acids.